AUGCCGCUACCCAACUCUAUCCGUUCUUCAUAUAGUCACGUGUUAUUGGCUGACCCGCAGUUUGACAUUCCCGGACCGAUUGAUUUCCUAUUGGGUGCCGACGUCUAUCCACAGAUAUUAGGGCCGUCAUCACGUGCACUACAUAUCCCUGGACUACCAUCUGCGUUAGAAACCACGUUAGGUUGGAUUAUUUUAGGUUCAUCAGUGGAUAAAGAUAAAUCACCGAAGGUGACCCUAAUGCUAACCUCAGAAGUGACGAUUGAUAAUCUUUUACGUACAUUUUGGGAAAUCGAAGAACCAAUACCCACGAAUAAGUUUUUUACGGGUGACCAAAAAUGCGAAGAAUUUUUCUGUCGCACUACGACUCGAGAUGCUACCGGUCGGUUUACGUUAUCGCUGCCAUUUAAACACAAUUCUUCGUUACUUGGGGUGUCACGAGACAUGGCCGUCGCACGUUUUUUAAACCUUGAGCGUAAAUUUAUCAAAGACCCGGAAGUGUAUGAACAAUACCGGGCCUUUAUGCGGGAGUAUGAAGAUCUGGGACAUAUGCAACUCGCGUCGAGACCGGGCAAGUAUCAUAUUCCACAUCAUGCAGUGAUUAAACGAAGUGACAAGACUAUUAAGUUAAGAGUAGUAUUCGACGCGUCGGCGGUAUCCUCCACUGGAAAAUCGUUGAAUGAUAUGCUACAUGUGGGCCCAAAAUUGCAGAACGAUAUUUCAGAUUUAUUACAUCGAUGUCGACUUCAUAAGUAUAUGUUUACGGCCGAUAUCUGUAAGAUGUAUCGGCAAAUCAAGAUACAUCCUGAUGACUGCCAAUACCAACAUAUCGUUUGGCGUAAUGCUGUGUCCGAUCCCCUGCAAGAUUAUGAAUUAACUACAGUGACCUACGGUGUCACAUCGUCACCUUACCAAGCCAUUCGAGUGUUACAUUCAUUGGAAGAGACAGAUGGUCACCGAUAUCCGUGUGCGUCAAACAUCUUGUCUACACAAAC
Myzus persicae (green peach aphid) is the source of this 992-nucleotide messenger RNA. RefSeq lists its product as uncharacterized. The record is from RefSeq and is a predicted model, not a curated record. Lineage: Eukaryota; Metazoa; Arthropoda; Insecta; Hemiptera; Aphididae. The transcript has a single exon. The annotation marks the transcript as partial.